CGCUGUCCUACCCGCUUCUGGUUCCCCGCCGCCCCAGUUUCUCCGGCCUCUGCUCCGUUUGGGCGUCAGCUUAGGACCCCCCGCCUCCCCCGCAGGAUUACUACCAGACUCGUCGGGCCCCAAAGCUCCUGCCCUCCCAGGCUGCCUGGGCGCAAGCGGCUCCUGAUCCUCAAAGCCUGCUCUCGCCCCACUUCACCCCCAGACUCCUGCAAUCCACUUUUCCCCUUCUCUGGCCUCUCCAAGUUCUCGCUCAGCCUCCCGCACCCACCCUCGUGCAGGCUUCCCUCCCCGACCUCCCUUCGGGCCCUUCUCUAGGGUUCCCCAGCCCCAUCCCCUUCGUACCUCUCCCCAUUCUGCGCCCGCCCCGGCAGCAGGGCAAGUACCGAGCCUCCUCCGGACACAGGCAGGAACCUGGGGUCCAGACACGAAGAUGUCCGGGGACAGGCGGCGGCCGCGCCCUUGGCUCCUGUGGCUGCUCCUGAGGUCGCUGCUCCCGUCCGAGGUGUGGGCUGGACAGUUCUGUCCCAGCGGACUCUUCCCUUGGGGAGAUCUGUGUUGCAACACCUGCCCCCCAGACUGGGGGACCUCAGAGCCCUGUGGAGAAGCUGAUGUAAACUGUAAACCAUGUCCUUCCAAUGAGACCUUGUCCUCAGAAGGCACUUCCAGGCCCUGCCAGCCUUGUUGCAGCUGCCCCAUCGGACAUUUUCUCAACCACACCAACCAUUGCCAGCCAUGCAAGGCCUGCCCUCCAGGCAAUGAAGCCAGGAUUCAUUGUGGGAAGGACACUGACACUGUGUGCCAGCCCUGUCCUCCGGACACCUACUCAAAGGAGAGCAGUGUCCAGGAGCCCUGCAAAGCCUGUACCCAUUGCAAUCAGAGCAAAGUUGUGGUCCUGGCCUGUACUCGACUCUUUGACACCCUUUGCAUGGAUGAGGAACUGCACAUCCUGAUCCGUGAUGCAGAAGCCAAGGGUGCAGACUCCAACGUCUCCUCCACCUUCCCCUUGCCUCCCAGGGACUCUGGUGUUAUCAUCCCCAUCUAUUGCUCCCUGCUGGCAGCUGUGGUGGUGGGACUCCUAGCCUAUGUUGCUUUCAAGAGCUGGAGAACCUGUAAACAGAAACAGCAGCUAGCAAAGGCUCGGGUUGGGGAGCUGGGUGUUGCUGAGGGGGAGAAGCUACACAGUGACAGCAGUAUCUGCCUGGACACAACAGGACUCCAUGAACACCAUGUGGGCAAAGGGGCCCAGCCGGAGGCCUGUCAGUGGCGUCUCUAUGAGCAGCUCCCCAGGGGACAACAAGAGGAGGUGGAGCAGCUGCUGGUGGCAGGCAGCCCACCCAGAGCAGGCUGGCAGGUCUUGGCUAAGCAACUGGGCUAUGAAGCUGAGGCUGUGGAAAUGAUGGGCCAGGGCCCAGCACCUGCUCACACCUUGCUACGCAACUGGGCCACUGAAGGUGGGGCUAGAGCCACCCUUGAGGUCUUGGAGACAUCACUGAAGGCAAUAGGCCGAGAAGAUGUGGCUAGGGCCCUGUGGAGUCCUGACGAGGGUAAUUCCAUAGUAUGAAUUUUGGGCCCUGGCUGUCAACCUGGGACUUUCCCUCCCUUCCUCCACCACCCUACUUCUCUCAGGGAAACAUGGUUGGCUGCUUUGACUUCAGGGUCCAUCUACUUCUCUCAUCCAGACAGGCCUCUGGUACCUCUGCCCGUGAGGAAGGCUUAUGAGGCCCCCACGGCCUGUUUCCCUGGCCCCUGGAGGUUGUUUGUAAUGUCCAAUGGAUAGCAAUGGGCUUUGGUCCCUGUUUUCCUGCCCCACAGUGAAGUCCCUUGAGGCAUAGGGGCUGGAUGGAGUAAUGGAAGUAAUGGCACUUCCUGCCAGGAUGGCAAGUUUCCAGUUCUUUGAAGUAGGAAUUAGGCUUAGGUAGAGAGAGCCUCCAAAUCUGUACCUCUACACCAAUAUUUGGUCUCACAGUAUGUUUCCA
Molecule: messenger RNA, 1976 nt
Organism: Trichosurus vulpecula (common brushtail)
Lineage: Eukaryota; Metazoa; Chordata; Mammalia; Diprotodontia; Phalangeridae
Product: death domain-containing membrane protein NRADD-like
Exons: 6
Coding region: 431-1561 (376 amino acids)
Biological process (GO): Rho protein signal transduction
Cellular component (GO): cell surface; plasma membrane
Molecular function (GO): coreceptor activity; nerve growth factor binding; death receptor activity
Source: RefSeq, a predicted model, not a curated record